AAUUCAAUUAAAAUGCAGUAUUAGUGUGGCACGUGCGACAUAGUAGACCUAAGUAACUGACGAGAGAGAGAGAGAGAGAGAGAGGCGGAAUCUGAAACAGGCGCGCGCGACCGGAACAAGCUCGAGCUCAAUUGCAGCAUCCAUCCACUCAUUCGUAGUUUCAAAUGUCGGAUACGGAUGAGUUUCGCUGCUUCAUUGGUGGCCUUGCAUGGUCAACGUCUGAUAGAAGAUUAAAAGAUGCAUUUGAAAAGUACGGCAAGCUUGUUGAGGCAAAGGUGGUGGUUGACAAAUUCUCUGGGCGUUCUCGUGGUUUUGGGUUUGUCACAUUUGAUGACAAGGAAGCAAUGGAAGAGGCUAUUGAGGCUAUGAAUGGAAUUGACUUGGAUGGACGGACUAUUACUGUUGAUAAAGCCCAACCACAAGGAUCUAGAGAUGAUGAUGAUCGUCACCGAGAACGUGGUCGUGACUCACGUGAUCGCAAUCGUAGCCGAGAUUAUGGAGGUAGUCGAGGGUCUAAUGGUGGUGAAUGCUUUAAGUGUGGUAAACCCGGUCAUUUUGCAAGGGAGUGCCCCAGUGAAGGAGAAAGAGGAGGAAGGUAUGUUGGCAGGGAAAGUAGAUAUAGUGGUGGCUAUGGUCCUGAUAGGAAUGCAGAUCGCUCUUAUGGUGGGCGCGACAGGGACUCUGGUGGUCGUGACAGGGAUGGUGGUGGUCGUGACAGGGAUGGUGGUGGUCGUGACAGGGAUGGUGGUGGUCGUGACAGGGAUGGUGGUGGUCGUGACAGAGAUGGUGGUGGGCGUGACAGAGAUGGUGGUGGGCGUGACAGGGAUGGUGGUGGGCGUGACAGGGAUCGUGAUCGUGCUGGACCGUAUGAGCGUCGUGGAUCUGGAGGCCAUCGUUGAUACCUUUAGCUUCAUUGAGUUUUGAAUUGGAGGGUUUCUGUGCUGCUUCAACUUUAUCUUUUGAUGACAGUGUCCUUGGAUUUUUUUAUGGAUGUAUGAUAUCAGUGUUUUGAUUUGCUAUACUUGGAAAAUAUAUCAAACUUUUUAUGUUCAUAACUGUCAAUCAUUAGCUCUAUUGAAAUCUUGUGCAUGUUUGAGUUAUUGUCAAAUAUGAUAUUGAGCUCUAUGCUAUCAUUAUUUUCUGCUGGUUAUCGUA
Medicago truncatula (barrel medic) is the source of this 1155-nucleotide messenger RNA. RefSeq names its product glycine-rich RNA-binding protein RZ1A. The record is from RefSeq and is a predicted model, not a curated record. The coding region runs from base 165 to 899 and encodes 244 amino acids. NCBI's taxonomy places the organism in Eukaryota, Viridiplantae, Streptophyta, Magnoliopsida, Fabales, Fabaceae. The transcript has 4 exons. Gene Ontology annotation, molecular function: RNA binding; zinc ion binding.